Messenger RNA from Carica papaya (papaya), 642 nucleotides. Its product is annotated as VQ motif-containing protein 1-like. NCBI's taxonomy places the organism in Eukaryota, Viridiplantae, Streptophyta, Magnoliopsida, Brassicales, Caricaceae. The record is from RefSeq and is a predicted model, not a curated record.
GUGUGUGUGUAUGAUACAUCCAAUUCCACUGCAUGACCUUUACACACCCACCAAAAAAGAUUAGUUCAUUCGCCUGUGAUUAUGGGGAGAGCUGGAAGUGGUGAUAAGAAGGUGAUGAAGGUUGUGAUAAUCAACACGGAGUAUGUAGAAACAGACGCUACGAGUUUUAAGUCUGUUGUACAGAGACUGACAGGGAAGGAGGCGGAGGUGGCCACGGUGCCGCCGAUAGGUUCAAGAAGAAAGUUGCAGGGUGCCUUUGGAGGUCAUCAAGGUACGAUGAAGAGAGAAGAAGAAGAAAGUGGUUCAGGAGGUUUGGAGUUCAUGAGGAAUUGCUCGUUUAAGGACUUGGAUAGGUUGCUUAAAGAAAUCCCCACCGUUGAUGAAUUACUCUGGGGCUCCUGGACUGAUAAUUACUAGUUCAACUGCCUCUCUACAUAUACAUACAUACACACAUCCAUAUAUCUGUGUGUGUAUGUGUGUGUGUAUUUAUGCAUGUAUACAUGUUUUGGUUUUUUUAUUUUACUCAUCUCCUUAUUCUUUCAUUCUUUAUAUAUGGUUUUCCUCCUAUUCCUCCUCCUCCUUGUAUAUUGAUCACCGACAGAUAUGUACACAUUUUGAUAUUCAUAUAUAUAUAUAUAUUAU